UAAAUAUGUCUCCAUGAACUAAAUCUUCCCUCGUAAAUCUUCCUUCCAGCGAAAGCUGCUAGAUACAGAUUAGGGUUUUUUCUAUGAUGCUCAAAGGGCGAGAAAGUUUGAUCAGAUUAAUAGGUCGGCGUCGGCGAUUUCUCCGUCGCCGUUCUCUUAUCACUUCAUCUGUUCCUCAGAUUGGUUGUAAAGAAGAUAAGGAUGAGGUAAACACUGAAAGUGGAAAUGGAAAUGGAAAUGGUGAUGAGGAAAGUGGAAAUGGAAAUGGAAAUGGUGAUGAGGAAUGGGUUGAUUGUCCUGUUUGUGGGACGAAGGUUCGAGGUGAAGAACCUGUUAUUAACUCUCAUUUAGAUAAAUGCCUUGCUAGAGGAACUAAACGCAAAUUGAGCCAGUGCACCCUUUUCCAGUUGAAAUUUUGCACACGACCUAAAGUUACAGCCUCAUCCAUUGAUUCAGACUUGACAAGGACAGAGUUUGGUUCAAGUGCAAAUGAUGGUGAUAUCCAUGCUCUGGCUUCUGAAAUGAGAAACUCAGAUGUUUCAAAAAAUAAUGUCCAAGAUGAAUCCAGUUCAUCUUCAGUCUCACUUACUCUGACAACCAGCAGAUCGAAUAUUUUCACGAGAAAUAGUAGUAUCUGUAAUAGGGUUGAUCGAGCGGAAAACUUAGAUGGUCUCCCUGAUUUCGAUAAUGAAUGCAAACCUCUGUCUGGUGCAAAGUCGAUGCAAAUUGUGGGGCUAGAGGUUUUUCCUCAACACCAAAUAAGUGAUGAUAGAAUUGACAACUUCACAGGCUCGCCUUUGUCACUUUCUGAAAACAGGACUCCUACAUUUGUGGAACCUUUGGAAGAUGAUGAUAACUCUAAGAUUUUGCUUGAUACUUUCAUUGUUGGCCGUAAGUUUGCUGAUGACACAGAGUUAAUUAUUGGAGCAAUGGUGAUGCUUUCAAGAGAUUCCGAGAAUGUCAAGGAUCCAAACGCAAUCAAGGUUCUAACAAAAGAUACCGGUCACAGUAAAGAGCUAGGUUUUAUCCCCAGGGAAUUGGCACAAUAUGUAUCUCCAUUGAUUGACAAUUUCCAGAUGAGGUUUGAGGGCCAUAUAACUUCUAUUCCACGGCAUCCUCAUGCAGUUGUCCCAAUUCAGAUAUAUUCCUCUAGCAUUGCUUCUUUUGGUGAAAAGGACUCCUCUAGUCUCCAAGAAUUUAAUUCCUUUAGGAGAAAUGCUCUAUGUGCUGCUGAAUUCUCGAAGACUCGUCCUCCUAUCCCUGCAAAAUACCAGCAUAACCUUCUAUUGUUACUAAAGGAGGUUUUGAAGAUCAACGCACAUCUUUUUGCUGAAGGCGAGAAGACCUUAUUGAAAGCUUUUUUAUCACUCUCAGAUGAUAGUCAGAGGCUCUUUGCUCGGCUUUAUGCACGUAAAGGGCCAUGGUUUCGGACAGCUAGCAUAUCAUAUGCUGAAAUAUGUGAUUAUAAAGAAGCUGUGAAGGGUCUUUCUGAAGCAGAAUGUGUUACUUUAUUCGAAUCAAUUGAUAAACUACAAAUUGGUGACUUGAAGGAGGUAUUGGAUGUCCUUAAUGUUGGUGAACUACGGGACCUCUACAGUCUUAACAAGUCACAUAAGAAGAUUGUCCGGAACUCUGAUCAUGGUAUAAGAAAGCAAGAUUACGUUGGUCGGCUUCUUGGUGCAUAUGAAAGUGGUUUAUGCCCCAAUCUUCAAAGUAUGAUUCUAGGAAAAACUGGAAGCUGUAUCAGGAUAUCUGCAUUGGCUGAAUCUGUCUUUUGGCGUGCUGAGAGGCUAUUUUUUCUGAAUGGAGAGCAGGACCUGUCAGCAUUCUUACUUGUUGACUUGGGCAUUGUAAAAUAUCCUGCUUAUAACUGCAUAUUCACAGACCAGAUUUUUCCAGACAGAAGUGACCUAUUGUCUUAUGAGGAGGCCAUUGAGGUUGCACAAGUUAUGGAUGAGUCUCUUGACGAGAACAACAAUGAGUUGGUAUCAAGAUGCAUUGAAAUUUCUGCCUCUCACGUAUCUAGCUUUGUGGAGGAAGAUAGAUCAUCACAUUUUGGGUCGAUGACUGCAUUUUUAUCUUGCUUUUCAGCCAGUUGGGUAUAUUCUAAGGUGAUCCUGUUGGGUGUUUCUUUCCUGGAGCAUGAACGUAGGUAUAAAGAUGCAAUCGAUUUGCUUAAGCUGCUGUUAGUUAAAUUUAAAUCUGAUCGAAGAAGGGGAUAUUGGACUCUGAGGCUCUCAAUUGAUUUGGAGCAUGUUGGGUGCCUUGAUGAGAGUCUUGAAGUAGCUGAAAAGGGGUUGCUAGAUUCUUGGGUUCGCGCUGGCUGUAUAGUGGCUCUACAGAGGCGGGUUCUGCGGUUGGGUAAGCCCCCUAGACGUUGGAAAACUCCCAGUUUUUCGAAUUCCAUCAAUAGGAAGAUAGUUGAGGUUCAGGGCAGACCAGUGAACUGCAAAACAGGGGUGAAGAAUGUCUUUUAUGGUGAGGAUGGAGAACGUUGUGGAGUAGAAGAGCUUGCUCUUGAGUAUUAUGCUGGAGAAGGAGGAUGCUGGCAUGGUGUUCACACUGAGAGUGGGAUUUGGUUGACUAUUUUCGGGCUUCUAAUGUGGGACAUUGUAUUUGCUGACGUACCAAAUGUAUUCCGUACCAAAUUUCAGACUGCACCUUUGGAUCUUGAAACCGAUAGCUUUUAUGAAGUCAGAAGGGGUCUUAUAGAAGGUCUUCUAGAUAAAAUUGAGCAUGGCAUGGCGGAAGAGUUGCUUAUCAUGUCAUGGGAAUCACAUAUGGGAACAGUCUGUAGGGGAGUUAAGUGGGACAAGCAUUCUCUGUCUGAGCUCCGAGCAGCAGUUACAUGCAUCGGAGGUCCUUGUCUUGCAUCAAUCUGUCGGAAUUUGGCUCAAGAUUACAGGAGCUGGUCUAGUGGAAUGCCCGACUUAUUGCUGUGGCGCUUCCAUGAUAACUACAGAGGUGAAGCGAAACUCGUUGAAGUGAAAGGCCCGAGAGACAAACUUUCUGAACAACAACGUGCAUGGUUACUCUUUUUAAUGGACUGUGGCUUCAAUGUUGAGGUAUGCAAAGUGAGUCAUUCCCCAAUAUAGGUAGGGGUGGAAUUUGCAUGGCAAGCCAACCAUCCAAUAAGUAGAGUUUGUCAACCAUUUACGACAUUCCAAGUAGAGAUGAUACAAGUUAACCUAGAUUGAGUGACAUGUAAAGAUGCGUACCUCCCAUGCCACAAUAAUUAAAUUUAUUAGAGCUUUCAUCUUUCUUGUGCCAUGGAAAACACAGGUCCCUUAUAAUGCUUGGCUAAACAUGAAUAA
Solanum stenotomum is the source of this 3314-nucleotide messenger RNA. Its product is annotated as fanconi-associated nuclease 1 homolog. The coding region runs from base 84 to 3095 and encodes 1003 amino acids. Gene Ontology annotation, molecular function: hydrolase activity, acting on acid anhydrides, in phosphorus-containing anhydrides; 5'-flap endonuclease activity; zinc ion binding. NCBI's taxonomy places the organism in Eukaryota, Viridiplantae, Streptophyta, Magnoliopsida, Solanales, Solanaceae. Gene Ontology annotation, cellular component: nucleus. The record is from RefSeq and is a predicted model, not a curated record. The transcript is spliced from 15 exons. Gene Ontology annotation, biological process: interstrand cross-link repair.